This is a messenger RNA of Xiphias gladius (swordfish), 1535 nucleotides long. It is a transcript of the gene ctsh, whose product is annotated as cathepsin H. Gene Ontology annotation, biological process: immune response. Lineage: Eukaryota; Metazoa; Chordata; Actinopteri; Istiophoriformes; Xiphiidae. The record is from RefSeq and is a predicted model, not a curated record. The coding region runs from base 125 to 1102 and encodes 325 amino acids. The transcript is spliced from 12 exons. Gene Ontology annotation, molecular function: cysteine-type endopeptidase activity. Gene Ontology annotation, cellular component: lysosome.
UCCCCCUCGCAAUGCUCUCUGUUCGUUUUGUCGGUAGGGGAAUUUGAACAGGCAGCAAGUUCGCCUCGUCGCUUCGCAUCUGCUCCACCGGACGUCCACCGGCCGAGGGCUUCGAUACGCGAUCAUGGUCAACACUCUGCUUUUCUUGGCUUUCGUGUCGGCGGCUUCAGCCUUUCCCCCGUCCGACCGAGACGAGUCUCACUUCAAGUCGUGGAUGGCACAGCACAACAAAGUGUACAGCAUGAAGGAGUACGAGGAGAGACUCCAGAUAUUCACUGAGAACAAGAGGAGGAUUGACAAACACAAUGAAGGAAACCACUCUUUCACAAUGGCGCUGAACCUGUUUUCAGACAUGACAUUUAGUGAAUUUCGAAAGUCUUUCCUCUGGUCUGAGCCACAGAACUGCUCUGCUACCAAAGGGAGCUAUGUCAGCAGCAACGGACCACAUCUGGACUCCAUUGACUGGAGGAAGAAAGGAAAUUAUGUGACAGAUGUGAAGAAUCAGGGAAGUUGUGGCAGUUGCUGGACUUUUUCAACAACCGGCUGUUUGGAGUCUGUUACCGCUAUCAGAACUGGGAAGCUGAUACCACUGUCAGAACAACAGCUGGUGGACUGUGCCCAGGACUUCAACAACCAUGGGUGUAAUGGCGGUCUUCCCAGUCAAGCAUUUGAAUACAUCAUGUACAACAAGGGACUGAUGACAGAGACGGACUAUCCAUACAAAGCUAUGGAAGGUACUUGCAAGUAUAAACCAGGACUGGCAGCUGCUUUUGUGAAGGAUGUGGUGAACAUAACAGCGUACGAUGAGAUGGGAAUGGUGGAUGCUGUCGCCACGCGCAACCCUGUCAGCUUUGCCUUUGAGGUGACCUCGGACUUUAUGCAUUACCACCAGGGCGUGUACACCAGCACUAGGUGCCACAACACCACAGACAAGGUGAACCAUGCAGUGCUGGCAGUCGGGUAUGGAGAGGACAAUGGCACCCCUUACUGGAUAGUAAAAAACUCAUGGUCAUCCAGCUGGGGGAUUGAUGGCUAUUUCCUCAUUGAACGUGGAAAGAACAUGUGCGGACUGGCUGCCUGCUCAUCUUUCCCGGAGGUGUGAUUUCUGCAUGUUAGCAAACUGCCAAGGGCUGAAAAGGGAGCAGAAUCCAACCAGUUUUUUAAUCAUUAUUAUUAAAUGUGGUGAUUUAUAUAUAAUCAGUAGCCUGCUUUGCUUCCAUGUAAAGUCGGUUAUUGCACAAUGAAGCAUGUCCUAGCAUCCAGUAGAACACACUGACAGGAUAGUUCAAGUCAUAUCCAGAAUAGUAAAAACCCCUGAACUUAUCACCUAAGUACCAAUCAUUCAAUUCAUUGUGGUUCAAUUUUCAAAUAAAAUCUAUUAAAUUUGUUUGAGUCUUUUAUCACUAUAUGCACCAGUCACAGCUGUCUGUAAGGUGUCCAAAUUUGAUGGCUAUAGUUAUAAUGAUUGAGGAAGGUAUAAUCCACAAUAACAUGUUGCUACCUGUCAUUACAAAAAACAACUGUAUUAAGAGAGU